Selaginella moellendorffii is the source of this 1202-nucleotide messenger RNA. RefSeq lists its product as uncharacterized. Bases 128 to 1150 code for a protein of 340 amino acids. The record is from RefSeq and is a predicted model, not a curated record. The transcript is spliced from 2 exons. Lineage: Eukaryota; Viridiplantae; Streptophyta; Lycopodiopsida; Selaginellales; Selaginellaceae.
AAAACUGAGUCUUAUACUCUUCCAUCAGUUCUAUGGAUUGAAUGCUACGUAUGUUGCUGUCAAGAACCCCAGCUUGAGUUUAAUUCAAUACGGACUAGCGAGGUUGGAUGGCCGUCGGACGCUUGAAAUGCAAGAUUUGGAUUCUUGGAAGGACGAGUCAGACACAGCGAACGUUCUAUUGCGUAUUGAGGAGCCUCUGGUUCUCCAUUCUUUGUGGCACUAUUUAACUGUCGGCGAACCAGCAGGCCUAUCGAGUAUAGCGGAUACUGCUUAUUGUUAUAACGCCCAGUCAAGUAGCAGCGGAGUUGGGCACGGAUACGAAAUGAUUGCAGUGGAGAUGAUUGCAAACGCAAUGGACGGGAUGCAACCUGCAAAUUUGAUCUCUAGGUUUCUUCAAGAUGGUGUGUACACGGUCACUUCACAUGAGUUAGAGAUUCCAGAAAUCUACACUAGAAGAGCGAAGCUUGUGAAACCAAGGAUCCACAGUGAACAAGUGGCGCAGAUGAGACACGAGCAUAGUAAAGGCUCAGAUGUGUAUGAUGUCAACGCAUCAAGAUAUACUCUGCAGGAGUACAUCAAUGCUGUCAAGGAGAGGGACAUUUUCCCAUCCGUUUUAUGGACAGGAGAAUCCGGAUUUGGGCCAGACGCCUUGUUUUUUCUAGACAUGUCGGAGGGAGAUGGAGGUGGUCAAGGACAAGUCUCAGAGACUGACACUGCUUGCUCCACCUCGCAGCAGCAACACCCGAUGAUCCUUGUUCCCGUUCUUGUGCAAGUUAAGACAAGUAAGGCGCUUUACCAGGGUGAAGUCAAUAAUGCUUUUUAUACCUUGGAUCUGAACAAGCUUUUCCAACACAAGAGUACACCGACCCCAACUGAAGUUACUGGUGCUGACUCUCUUCGAGAGUUAGCUCGUAAUGGGUGCAUUAAACUCUUGGUUUCUACAGAUGUUAAUCUGAAGAAGCAGUUAGGUAACCUUUAUUUGAGGGAGGAAGCGUGCAGCAGUCGAGCUUCUAUUAGAAGAGGUGAAAAGAAAAUGAAAGUGGAUCUUGGCACAAAGGCUUUGCUUGGUGUUAUCGAUAAAGAUAACAUCUUGGCUUUCGUUGAUUCAUGGUUGGUGGAGGCUACGUUUGUUCAUAAAGAUGCUAUUUGACUAAAGAUUAAAAGUUAAAUAUAAACUACAAUAUAAAUGUAUUUCAUUCUUA